AUGCAGCAGCAACAUCAACUGAUUCCUCCACAAAGGCUCCGCCGUGCCCGUAUUGCCAACCUACAGUUGCAGCUUGAGCAACUGCACCGUCGCGAGCAGGUAGUCGUAGCUGCACUUCUGGCUGAUGAGGUGGAGGGCCGAGUUAGAAGACGCCAGCGUACGUGCUGGGUCAAACCAUGGCUACAGCACCGUGUCCUGCUUGGCCAAUACGAUAACCUUUUGCAGGAACUAAUGCGCGAGUCGCAAGGCGACUUAAAAAACUACCUGCGCAUGGAAAUGGAUAUGUUCCUUGAACUAGUGGCAAGAGUUUCUCCGAGGAUUACGAAGUCCUCCGCUUACAGCCUCCCUAUAUGUCCGGGACUGAAGCUUGCUGUAACCUUACGCUUCUUAGCAACAGGGAACUCAUACGCGUCUUUAUCCUAUUCCUUUCGCGUAUCACAGAGCACGAUCUCAAUCUUUGUUCCAGAAGUAUGCGAUGCCAUUGUUGAAGAAUACGUGCAUCAUCAUUUUGCGACUCCAUCGAACCCCGACGAGUGGGGAGAUGUUGCUGGCAAGUUUGCAUCCAGGUGGAACUUCCCUCGCGCCUGCGGUGCCCUAGACGGCAAACACGUCGCAAUUCGGAAGCAGCCCCACGGUGGAAGCAGGUUCUACAACUACAAGGGCUAUCACUCUAUUGUGACCAUGGCUCUAGUAGACGCCGAGUACAACUUUCUAUGGGCUAAUGUGGGGCGGAGGGAGCGAGCUCGGAUGCGGCAAUUUUCCAAGUCUGCACCCUACGCCAGAGCCUACAAGAGGGCACCCUGGGACUUCCACCCCCAGAUCCCCUGCCUGGUGACGACAGGAACACCCCCUACUUUAUAG
Molecule: messenger RNA, 861 nt
Organism: Branchiostoma floridae (Florida lancelet)
Lineage: Eukaryota; Metazoa; Chordata; Leptocardii; Amphioxiformes; Branchiostomatidae
Exons: 1
Coding region: 1-861 (286 amino acids)
Source: RefSeq, a predicted model, not a curated record